UGAAGAAUACAUCAAAGUAGUUUCACACCUGUGUGGCGAAUAUGCACUCAGAAUGAACCAGGGUUGCAUGCACGUAUGGCUGAAAAUACUUAGAUCAGGUUGGGCAGGAUUUUUGAUGGUUUUACAUUUUCUUCCCAGUUUUGUGUGCUUCCUGUUUUUCUCAUGGUUCCGGCAUUGUACGGACAUCGGUGCUGAACAGGGAUGAAUUGGUCAGGACUAGAAGCCCUGCUCAGCGGAGUCAACAAAUACUCCACAGUGUUUGGCCGCGUGUGGCUAUCUAUAGUGUUCGUCUUCCGCGUUCUGGUGUUUGUCGUGGCAGCCCAGCGGGUUUGGGGAGACGAGGGUGCAGGCUUUGUGUGCAACACCAGACAGCCAGGCUGCAGCAAUGUCUGCUACGAUGCUACGUUCCCCGUAUCCCACAUCCGUCUAUGGGCAUUGCAGCUUAUCUUCGUCACAUGCCCAUCACUCCUGGUCGUGGCCCAUGUCAAAUACAGAGAGGAAAAAGACAAAAAGUAUGAAGCCGUACAUCAGGGUUCCCACUUAUAUGCCAAUCCUGGUAAGAAACGUGGGGGCCUUUGGUGGACCUACCUGCUGAGUUUGAUCGUCAAAAUGGUGGUAGACGCUGCCUUCCUCUACAUUCUUCAUCACAUGUAUAACGGCUUCGACCUACCUCGUAUGGUUAAGUGCUCGAUGGACCCGUGUCCCAACACGGUGGAUUGCUUUAUUUCUCGUCCUACAGAGAAGAAAAUCUUUACCUUGUUUAUGGUGGUUUCCUCGGUGCUCUGCAUUUUCAUGUGCAUCUGCGAAAUGUUUUAUCUCAUCGGAAAGCGCAUAGUGAAACGGUGUAUGAUGCCUCAAGAGCCUCAAAAGAAUGCUAAAAGAAUUGAUCCCACACGCAUGAGCAACGCAAGUCUGAGUUCGCGAAAAUCGAAAGACACAAAAUUAGAUAAAACUGCCAUUUAAUGACAACUCGUACAACCUUCAAGGAAAUAGCUCAUUUUCUUCAUCUAUACCCAGAGGAAACAAACAUGAUGGACUCUGAAAAGAAUAUACUCUUGAAUACGAGACAUACAGUCUUGAAUACUUCACAAUCUUUGAACAUUUUGAUUUGUGAAAUCUAUUACUUCUGUAAGGUUAUCAUUUUAGAGACAUCAUUUUACAGUUAAAAUUAUUUGUUUGUAUAACUAAGCUGUCACUGGGGAAGUACCCUUUCUAAAGGUCCUAACAUGUACAAUUUAGGUACAUAUAGGCCUACCGUAUACAUUUGGACCAAUAUUGAUGUACUAGUGUGCAGUCUUUGGUAUCAAUAUUUACCUCUGAGGUACUAUUAUAAACUCUUUAAGUACACGGUGUACUUUUGAAAAGGUCCAGAAACAGUGACAGCAAAGGACCAUUUUUUUUUAACAGUAUAUUGCUUAAUAAUGUUUUUGUCCUGCUUUUGUCAUACAACUAAUACAACACUGUUAAAUAGAUAAACUGAUUUGUAUUUUAUAAUAAUAAUUGUUAACCUAACAUAGUACUUAUUUAUAAACUAACAUGAAUUUUCGUACUUCUUUUAUUUGUUUUGUCCCUCUUUGCGUUAAAGGGGACAUUUCACAAGACUUUUUUAAGAUGUCAAAUACUGUACAGUGGCGGCUUGUGACUGCUCAUCCGAGGGGCGCAAAUUCAAAAUGUCAUGUGUGUUGCUUGCGUUUUCAAAAUAUGUCCUUGUUGUGCAAUGUUAACCAUGUGCAUCACGUGUUUUGUCAAAGUAAAUGCCUGCUUCACACGCGUCAACUAUUUACCUUCACAAAAUACACACAAGACACUCCCUUAACAGUAAACUCUGAUUACGCAUGAGAUUAUGCGAGUAUCGGGCAAACGCGAGCGUCUUUUUUAUCAUAAACCCUUUAGAGACGUCUGCAGGAGGCAUUUAUUUUGACAAGACACGCGCAGAACACAUUUUGAAAUAAGGAACCACACACGACGGGCUACAUACAUGUUGGGACGACCUUCGCAUGGAGCGCCCACGAAAAAGAAGUCACUGGCCGCCACUGGUCAAAUAAAUCUUUGGUGUCCCCAGAGUACAUAUCAGGGGCGUAGCUAGAAUUUUAUUUUUGGCUUAACACCUAUAAAUAAAACAGCUUAACACCUGUACACAUUUAAAACAGCAUAUUUACUUCACCGUUUCAGCAGAACAUGAAGUAGACUCAGAUGAUGUAGAUGGCACAUUUUCUCCUUCUCGCUCAUCUUUCCGUGCUUUUUUGAAAAAGCGUAAUAUUGUACUUUACGCACCAGCUGCCAUUGUCACCGAAUAUUAAUGAACUCUCAUGCGAAGAUCCAAUCAAGUUUGAAAACAGCUGUAUUUUACCAUGCAGCAUUUUGAUUUGAUUUAUUUUAUUUUAAGCGAUUGGAAAUCUGAGAGGGCGGACAUGUAAAUGAGGGGGCCAAGGCCCACCCAGGCCCCCUCAUGGCUACGCCCCUGGUACAUAUGUGAAUUUUUAGCUUAAAAUACCAGAUAUUUUAUCAAAGCAUGUUAAAAUUUUUAUUUUGUAGAUGUGAGCAAAAAUUUGCCGUUUUUGGGUGUGUCCUUUUAAAUGCAAAUGAGCUGAUCUCUCCACUAAAUGGCAGUGCAGUGGUUGGAUUAAGGGGCGGUAUUAUCCCCUUUUGACAUCACAAGGGGAGCCAAAUGCUUGCAACCUAGUAACUUAGUUUUCACCAGAAUUUUUUAAAAUUUGUACAUUUUCUAUGUUGAUGGAAGCACUAAGGGACCCAAUUAUAGCACUUAAACAUGAAAAAAAGACAGAUUUUCAUGAUAUGUCCUCGUUAAAUAACCGGAUGCACGAAGCUGGCGUGGACUUGACAAAUGUGCAAUAUUUUAUUUAGUUCUAUUUAUUUAUUUUGUAACAAUCUCAAGCACUUUUUGUGAACCAAACCCAUGAUGCCCUUAUAGUUUGUCUCCAAAUACAUAACAUUCAAUGUCAAUGUUGAUUUUCUUGAAAACUUUGUGGUUGAUCUAAUAUUUGCACAUCUACAGUAAUAUGAGACCAUUUUGCGGUGUUUUUGUUUACCUUUGUCUAUUAAGUGUACAGAGCAAAUAAAUGUUUGUGCUUCCUGGA
This is a messenger RNA of Misgurnus anguillicaudatus (oriental weatherfish), 3098 nucleotides long. RefSeq names its product gap junction protein beta 9a (gene gjb9a). Gene Ontology annotation, biological process: cell-cell signaling. Gene Ontology annotation, molecular function: gap junction channel activity. The record is from RefSeq and is a predicted model, not a curated record. Lineage: Eukaryota; Metazoa; Chordata; Actinopteri; Cypriniformes; Cobitidae. Gene Ontology annotation, cellular component: connexin complex.